CUACGCCGUAAGAAAGUUCAAAAUCUCAAAUCAACAGAAAUCAUCAUGUCUGCUCUUCGCAACACUGCCAUUGCUGCUGGAACCGUGGCUGCCCUUGCUUUGGGUUACGCCGUCUACUUUGACUACCGUCGGAGAAACGAUGCCGCCUUCCGCAAGACUUUGAGAUCAUCCCACAAGAAGGUCGCUAAGGCCAAGAAGGCCGAGGAGGAGCAGGCUAUCAAGAAGUCCAGCGAGGCUCUCAGCGAGGCCUUGGCUCAGGUCUACGCCGAGGGUCUCCCCACCGGUGUCGAGGAGCGCGAGUCAUUCUUCAUGGAGCAGGUUACCAAGGGUGAGAUUCUCUUCACCCAGGGCGAGGAACACUUCCUUAACGCCGCCAUUUGCUUCUACAAGGCCUGGAAGGUCUACCCUCAACCCGUCGAGCUCUUGAACAUCUACCAGCAGACGAUGCCCGAGGGUGUCUUUAACAUUGUCGUCGCUAUGGCUGCUAUUGAGUCUCGUACUCACGCUGAUACUGCUACCGCUGCUGAGGAUGCCGGUAUUGAUGAGGAUGUUCCCAACCCAACAGCUACCGAGGCUUCCGAGGCAUCCCCGGCUGAUGUGGAGGCUGUUAAGGCCGAGGAGGAGUCUGAGGAGGAGGAGGUUGUUGUUGAGACCAUCCCUGUUGCCGCGGAGGCGACUGAGGAGGAGCCCUUGGAGUAAAACAGUACGAUAGUGUUGUGUUGACGAUAAUGAAAGAAACGAUGGGGGACCAGGCUGGCCUGGGCGGAAGGAUGU
Messenger RNA from Saitoella complicata NRRL Y-17804, 774 nucleotides. Its product is annotated as MAS20-domain-containing protein. The coding region runs from base 46 to 699 and encodes 217 amino acids. The record is from RefSeq and is a predicted model, not a curated record. Gene Ontology annotation, molecular function: transmembrane protein transporter activity. Lineage: Eukaryota; Fungi; Ascomycota; Saitoellomycetes; Saitoellales; Saitoellaceae. Gene Ontology annotation, biological process: protein targeting; tRNA import into mitochondrion; protein import into mitochondrial matrix. The transcript is spliced from 3 exons. Gene Ontology annotation, cellular component: mitochondrial outer membrane translocase complex; mitochondrial outer membrane.